UAAAAAAAUAAAAUAAAAUAAAUUCUUUUGUUGUUUACUAAAAAACCUUUUGUUGUUUUAUUAAAAAAAGUAACAAAUUAAACUGGCGCAGUCGGUAGGAUCGCCAACUGACGCCAUUCGGUAUAAAGUAAUUAAUUAUUAAAAAAAAAAAAAUGCAAAACAAUUAAACUUUACCGAAAUAAAAUCAUUAUAAUAUUAAUAACAAAAAGUUAUUUAUUAUUACUAAGACCAUUCGUUUAAAUUAAUCAAGAUAGUAUCAAUAAUUUAAAACGGGUCUGAACUAAAAUAUUAUUUGAAAACAAAAAAGUGCGUUAGUUUUUUUCUUAAAAAAAUUUAUGGCGAUAAAAGAACAUAGUAAAACAAAAAGAAUUUCAUAAAAAGAAAAAAUCUAAAAUUAGAUGAAAUCAUACCUCAAGAACACAAUUUUGUCAAAAAUUCAAGGAGAAGCAGCUAUUAGCAUUAGGCGAUUAGAAAAUGCAACGUGGGACGAAAUUAAAACCCAACUAACAAAAUCAUUUGGUAUCCCAGAGUCGUACCUGAAAUUAAAGGAAAUGGCCGACGCUGUCAAAUUUAUAAAUGCAAUACCAAUUUUGAGUAAUGAAAAAGCUAUUAAAUAUAAAAUAUUUGGACUACCAAAUUCAAAAUUUGAACUAGUCGAUAUUCCAAAUUCUGAUAUUGUAUCUUUUAAAAAUAAAACAUAUUAUCUUACCCAGGAAAGAUAUAUAAAGAAAUUGCAAUUAACUUCAAAUUGUAUUUCAAAUCUUUUUAUAAUGGCAUAUGGUGACUGUUCUAAGACUACUGAAAAAAAUUAUAAAAUAGAAGAAAUUAAUAAAGGUAUGAUUUUAAUAAUAAAUGCCCAAAACCAUACUUUAAAGAGCGAUUGUAAUGAUAUAACAUAUUUACUAAAUAAAAAUUAUAUAAUUUACUUUAGCAAUUGUACUAUUGAAAUAAAUAAUAUUAAAUUUUCAAACAAAAAUAAAGAGUUUAAGUAUAAUAUCGUUAUUCCGAAUUAUACCACAAUUAAAAAUAUUAAUAAUACAAUUAAGUUAGAAAAUUUAAAUCUUAAGCAAUUAGAAAAUAAUAAAGAAAUUCAUGAAAUUAAAAAUAAAAGAAAGUUUAAUGAAAAUUUAACAUAUUUUAAUACAAUUUUUGUAAUAAUAAUGCUUUUUAUUUUAAUCAUUUUAACUUAUAUGUUAAUUAAAACAAGAAAAGAAAAACCUCUAAAUAAUAUAAACAAAAUUGAUUCUCAACGUUUUGUCCAGGAGAACAAAUAUCUUAAGGAUGGGGGAGUUAUAUAUCCAACUAAUGAGAUAUUAUCUAGAAUAAUAGAACUGAAUUCUAUUUAGCUCUAAGAGUAAUAAAAUAUAAAAUUUAUUAUAUGAUUCUUAUAAUUUCCACUUAAAUAAUCUAAAUUCAAACAUAAGAAUCAUAAUUUCUUAUUAUUAUUCUCAAGUACUUGACCUAUCCUAAUUUUUAAUAAAGAAUUAAAAAAUAUAAAGAUCAAAUUUCACAUUUA
Condylostylus longicornis is the source of this 1516-nucleotide messenger RNA. RefSeq lists its product as uncharacterized. The record is from RefSeq and is a predicted model, not a curated record. The coding region runs from base 399 to 1346 and encodes 315 amino acids. The transcript is spliced from 2 exons. Lineage: Eukaryota; Metazoa; Arthropoda; Insecta; Diptera; Dolichopodidae.